Molecule: messenger RNA, 1851 nt
Organism: Rubroshorea leprosula
Lineage: Eukaryota; Viridiplantae; Streptophyta; Magnoliopsida; Malvales; Dipterocarpaceae
Source: the annotation of a GenBank genome assembly
UCAUUUCCUAAAAUAAUCGAAUUCCCCAAUUUUGAUUUGAAGAACAAGAGACGACAAACCCUGGAAUUUGCGAUUUCGGGGAAGAUGAUGAUGGGUGGUGGGAGUGUGUAUUGGGGGAGGAAGGAGGAUAGCGGUAGAAUUAAGGGGAUAGUGGUGAUUUUCGCUUGGGUUUCCAUUCAGGACCAGCACCUGAGCAGUCACAUCGACUUGUAUUCGUCUCUCGGCUGGAAUUCUCUCGUCGCCCGUGCAGAUUUCCUCAACGUAUUUUAUCCUGAGAGGGCAACAUCAUUAGCAUUUGUGCUUCUAAAUAAGCUUAUGGAGGAAUUGAAGAUUAGAACUAGUCCCGUAGUCUUUCUUUCUUUUUCUGGUGCUCCAAAAGCUUGCAUGUAUAAGGUUUUUCAGAUUAUUCAGGGGACAGAUGGAUGCCAGCUUCAUUUGGACAAAAGUGAGUUGGUUAGAAAUUGUCUUUCUGGACACAUCUAUGACUCUAGUCCAGUAGAUUUUGGAAGUGAUCUGAAUGUGCAAUUCGCUUUGCAUCCUGCCAUAAGGAAAAUGCCUGGACCAUCUAAGCUUGUGUCCUGGUUAGCUAAAGGUGUUGCUUCUGGUCUGGAUGGCUUGUAUCUUACCAGGUUCGAAUAUCAACGUGCUGAGUAUUGGCAGACCCUUUAUUCCUCAGUUGAAAUAGGUGCUCCAUUCCUUAUUUUAUGCUCAGCUAAAGAUGUCCUUGCACCAUAUUCUGUUAUAAGCAAUUUUGCUCAAAUCUUGCAAGAUAGUGGGGGAGAUGUUGAGAUUGUGAAGUGGAGUGGCUCUCCCCACGUGGAACAUUACAAGAAUUAUCCUAUGCAGUACAGGGCUGCUGUGACCAACUUUCUGGAAAAAGCAACUUCAGUUUACUCCCAUAGAGUCCAACAAUUAAGAGAAAGAUCAGGUCUGCGUGAUGAGAUAUCUGAGUUAAUCUGUGAUCUCCAGAAAGUAGCUGUCAGUUCAAACCAAAGCCUAACAAGAGUUGCAGUUGGGCCUAGUGACCACUUCUUCCUGCCAAGUUCGUCUGAGUAUCAGAACGGUAGAGAAUCUGGAUCUGUACAAGAUGAACAGAGAGAACGAUCAAUGUAUUUGCCUGAACCUCCAAGUAUCAAUGCACAUGGUGUUCUUGGAAAAAUCCUCUUUGAUGUUUGUGUUCCCAAGAAUGUUGAAGGUUGGGAUAUUAGAUUUUUAGGUGCUCUAAAAGGGCAGCAAUUCACUUCUGCUCGUAGGCAUUCAGCUUUCCUUGGUAUCAAGUGCAACAGGCGAUCAAGAUUAUGACCUCUCUUACAGAAAUUCUGUUACUGUGGACUGUCCAAAAGCUCCUGAGUUGUAAGAAAUUAUACAAGAAAAACAAGGUCAUCAAGAUGGCUCAAGAAGGCCGUCAGUGCAAGCAAGUAUGGAGAGGUGAGGACUUUGUGGCAUUUCCUGGGAUUAAGAGUUACUUUUGCUUGCCUUUUUGAUCAAUGCACAAAUGACGUGUAUGGGUAGGAUGACAGAUAUGAUCGUAUGUAUAUACUAUGUCUAUAUGUUAAGAACUGCACUUCUAUCUGGUGGGCUAUGAAAUUGCAUGGGGAAACACUUGAUAGUCUAUCUCUAACCCACAAGCGGCAUUAACGAUUGCAAAUAUUCUAUGUAGUCUUCAAAGGGUUGAGCAAGAAGCCCAUAGGGAAUGAGCGAAUGGACGGCUGGAGUUUAAGAACCAGAAGAUGUAAGUGACAAGAUCUGGACAAACACAUCUCCUUUUUGUAUGAAACAAUGAUGAGAGCAAAUUAUCAUAUAAUUUUAUGUGCUAUUUAUCAAAAAAAAAAAUAUAAUUUUAUGUGCUUA